Phyllostomus hastatus (greater spear-nosed bat) is the source of this 3836-nucleotide messenger RNA. It is a transcript of the gene MIGA2, whose product is annotated as mitoguardin 2. The transcript is spliced from 16 exons. The record is from RefSeq and is a predicted model, not a curated record. The coding region runs from base 218 to 1999 and encodes 593 amino acids. Gene Ontology annotation, biological process: mitochondrial fusion. Lineage: Eukaryota; Metazoa; Chordata; Mammalia; Chiroptera; Phyllostomidae.
CGAGCGACCGAAGGGUUGGUUGCGCGGACGCCGGGGAAGGAGACGCUGCCCUUCCGCAGCUAUGGGAUCCCGGCUCUGCGGAGGGAUCCUCUGGUAUGCGCAGCCCUGUCUUCCCCAGCCGUGGACGGUGCCUGGGACCCAGGAGGCAACCAGCUGAAGACGUUCUCCUCGGGAACACUCGGCCCCACGGGCUCUCGCCCGGGGUGUCGUCCCUGCCAUGGCAUUCCGGAGGACAGAGGGCGUGUCCAUGAUCCAGGCCCUGGCCAUGACGGUGGCUGAGAUCCCCGUGUUCCUGUACACGACGUUCGGGCAGUCAGCAUUCUCGCAGCUGCGGCUGACACCAGGCCUGCGGAAGGUCCUCUUUGCCACGGCCCUAGGGACCGUGGCCUUGGCCCUGGCCGCCCACCAGCUGAAGAGGCGAAGGCGGAGGAAGAAGCAGGUCGGCCCCGAGAUGGGAGGCGAGCAUCUGGGCACCGUGCCCCUCCCCAUCCUCAUGGCCAGGAAGGUCCCAUCGGUGAAGAAAGGCUACUCCAGCCGGAGGGUGCAGAGCCCCAGCAGCAAGAGCAACGACACCCUGAGCGGCAUCUCCUCCAUUGAGCCCAGCAAGCACUCGGGCUCCUCCCACAGCUUGGCCUCGAUGGUGGUGGUGAACUCAUCCAGCCCCACGGCUGCCUGCUCGGGACCGUGGGACGCCAGGGGGACGGAGGAGUCUGUGACCGCCAGCGACGGCAACGCCGAGAGCCUCUACAUGCAAGGCAUGGAGCUGUUCGAGGAGGCUCUGCAGAAAUGGGAGCAGGCGCUGAGCGUGGGGCAGCGGGGCGACAACGGCAGCACCCCCACGCCGGGGGACAGCCUCCGGAACCCCGAGACCGCCUCAGAGGCGCUGUCCGAGCCGGAGUCACAGCGGAGAGAGUUUGCAGAGAAGCUGGAGUCCCUGCUGCACCGCGCCUACCACCUGCAGGAGGAGUUUGGGUCCACCUUCCCGUCCGACAGCAUGCUGCUGGACCUGGAGCGGACCCUCAUGCUGCCCCUGACCGAGGGCUCGCUGCGCCUGCGGGCGGACGACGAGGACAGCCUGACCUCGGAGGACUCCUUCUUCUCUGCCACCGAGCUCUUCGAGUCCCUGCGGGCCGGCGACUUCCCCGUGCCGCUCUCCAGGCCCGCCGCUGCCUACGAGGAGGCCCUGCAGCUGGUGAAGGAGGGGAAGGUGCUCUGCCGGACCCUCCGGACGGAGCUGCUGGGCUGCUACAGCGACCAGGACUUCCUGGCCAAGCUGCACUGCGUGCGGCAGGCGUUCGAGGGCCUUCUGGAAGACCAGAGUAACCAGCUCUUCUUCGGGGAGGUCGGCCGGCAGAUGGUGACGGGCCUGAUGACGAAGGCCGAGAAGAGCCCCAAAGGCUUCCUGGAGAGCUACGAGGAGAUGCUGAGCUACGCCCUGCGCCCGGAGACCUGGGCCACCACUCGGCUGGAGCUGGAGGGCCGAGGGGUGGUGUGCAUGAGCUUCUUCGACAUCGUGCUGGACUUCAUCCUCAUGGACGCCUUCGAGGACCUGGAGAACCCCCCGUCCUCGGUGCUCGCCGUCCUGCGGAACCGCUGGCUGUCGGACAGCUUCAAGGAGACGGCCCUGGCCACUGCCUGCUGGUCGGUCCUCAAAGCCAAGAGGAGGCUGCUGAUGGUGCCUGACGGCUUCAUCUCCCAUUUCUACUCCGUAUCGGAGCACGUUAGCCCGGUCUUGGCCUUCGGCUUCCUCGGACCCAAGCCCCAGCUCGCCGAGGUCUGUGCUUUCUUCAAGGACCAGAUUGUGCGGUACCUGCGGGACAUGUUCGACCUGGACAACGUGCGCUACACCUCGGUGCCGGCGCUGGCGCAUGACAUCCUGCAGCUGUCCCGGCGCCGCAGCGAGAUCCUGCUCGGCUACCUGGGCACGGCGCUGAGCAGCAGCGCCGGCCUGAACGGGGCGCUCCCCCACGAGAACGGCCCCCUGGAGGAGCUGCCGUAGCGGCCGCAGCAGGCUGGGAGGGGUGGCCGCCGCAGCCUCGUCCGCGUGGGCGACGGCAGAGCGAAGGCGCCCCCUGCCUCCUUCGGGUGGGCACCCAGGGGCCUGGCUUCUACGGCCGUCGGCGGCAGCAGAGCCCUGGCUGUGGGACCAUGGGCAGUUGCCCCUGACCUUGCCCCGCACCCCAUCACCUGGGAAUUCCUAAGGCCUGAGGGGGGCAAACUUCCUUGGAGAGGGAUGGAGCCCUUAGGGACCCCACUGUCUGCCCUUGGCUGUCCCUGGGGAAGCAGAGGCUGGACCAGUGGCCAGUAGGGCCUGCAGGGCAGUGAGAAGAAGGCAGUGAGAGAGAGGAAGGUGUUGUGAGGGGAAUCAGGGCAGGCAGAGCUGGGGUGCCCUGGGUGUGGGACCCCAAGAGCUCCCCCCACCCGGGGCUACCGACAAGUGAGCUGGGAGGGUGGUGGAGAAAGGCGGGGGCGGCAGGGCUCUGUGGUCAAGGUCGCUGAUGUCUCAAGCCAGCAGGCACUUGGGCUGAAGGUUUCAGAAUGCAGGCACAUGGCUGGCCAUUGCAAGGACCAUGCCGCCACCCUAGAGUUUGCAGCUCCAGAGAGGGAGGGUGGGGGCCUCGGACUGGGAGGGUGGGACUGUGGGCACCUUGGUAGCAGCAGGCCAGGACCCUCGGGAGGGGGGACAGAGGAGGGCCUGCACCCCGUGCUCACAUCUGGGCAGGGGCAGGUCCUGGACAGAUCCGAGCACCAGGCCAGGGCAUCGUCCUCGGACAUUCCCUCUCCCUGCCAAAGCCUGUCAUUCCUCUCCCCCCACCCCCCCGCCCCUUGCUCCCGCCACCACCAAAGACAGGAGGUGGGGCUGGUCCUCCUGCCCCUACCCACCUCCUUUGGCGAGCCCGGGACUCCCAGGUGGUGCCAGGCGCCGAGCUGGAGGCUGUGGCCCAGCCUGUCCCCUGUGCUGCCGUGGGCGGUGGCCCGAGGGGCAAGGGGCCCAGGGACCACACGGGGCGGGGGGCAGUCAGGAGGCGUGCCGGCCAGGCCGGCCUUCAGCCGGACGUGCAGAUGCCCUCCGGUUGGUCGGGCCGCAGCGUGGCGCCCGCCUCCCCGCUGGCCCUCAGCGGGAGGCGGUCAGCACACGUCCCCGCGUCGCUUGUCCCCACACCGCGGGGCUUCUCCCGGCCCUGCAGACUCACUUCUCUUAGGGUGUUUCCGCCUGAGCCGUGACGUUUUAUUUAUUGCCUUAACACUUUAUUUUGAGGUUCUGCCCCUGUCCAGGUUGGGAGGCACGUGAGAGAAAUACCCUUCUCCUGGUUCUCUGUUCCCUGGAUGUGGGGGACUGGCUCUCCUCUCCCCUGAAUGGCAGAGGGGCCCCAAGGGGGAGUGAUCUUGCCCAUUUGGGUCCAGGGGGAGGGAGAUGCUGGCAUGGUCCACCCUCUGUGAGCCCCCUUUCCUCCUAGAGUCCGCCCCCCACAUGCCCGCAUCUCCCUGCACCGCCCGUACUCCCCAGACGGGGGCACUGCUGCGCACUGAGCUCGGUCUGACUCUGAGCCCGGUAGCUUCCCAGGGGGAGGCCCGGGCGGCGCCCCUCCCCCCCAACCCAACAUUCCGUUCGUUUGCACUUAACCCGCGCUGUGAAUGUAAUCUGGGGCCGGGGCCCGGCCUCACUGAUUUGCUCCCACAUCACACACAAGUGGCAUUUUCAUUCAUUUCGUCUGUUUACACAUCCACGCACUGCCCCUCGGCACUCGGUCUGUCGCGGCUUCCGACUUUUGUACGGUAGAGCAUCUGUGCAUUGACUUGGAGUCGAAUAAACGAUGUAAGGGAUUUCUCUCCGA